This is a messenger RNA of Aspergillus uvarum CBS 121591, 1071 nucleotides long. RefSeq names its product putative GPI anchored protein. Lineage: Eukaryota; Fungi; Ascomycota; Eurotiomycetes; Eurotiales; Aspergillaceae. The record is from RefSeq and is a predicted model, not a curated record. The transcript has 3 exons. The coding region runs from base 1 to 1071 and encodes 356 amino acids.
AUGCGUGUCUCUUCUGCUGCUGUCGUCGCCUCCCUGGCUGCCGGUGCCAUUGCGACCGAGUACAAGACCGUCGUUGUGACUGAGUAUGCCACUUACUGCCCUCAGGCCACUUCUCUGGCUGCUGGUCCCGGUACUGCCAGCCAGGGUAACCCCUCUGCUGCUCAGCCUUCCACCGUCACCAUCUCCGGUACUGCCUACACCUACAGCACUCCCCUGGUCACCUCCACCGUGACCCACUGCGACAAGUGCUCUGCCACCGCUGCUCCUGCCACUGAGACCGGUGUUGCUGUUGUCACUGGCACUGGUGCCACUCCCAGCACGGGCUCCGGCUCCGGCUCCGGCUCUGGCUCCGGCUCCGGCUCCGAAGCCUCCCCUAGCGGUGCCGAUGCCGUUGGCACUGGCCCUACCCCCAGCGCCAGCUCCGGCUCCGGCUCUACCCCCGGUUCCACUGGCUCUGGCAACGCUGGUUCCACCCCCAGCUCCGGCUCUGAGACCUCCCCCAGCGGUGCUUCUUCCGGCAACACUGGUUCCACCCCCAGCUCCGGCUCUGAGUCUUCUCCCAGCGGUGCUUCUUCCGGCAACACUGGUUCCACCCCCAGCUCCGGCGCUGAGUCUUCUCCCAGCGGUGCUUCUGCCGUCGGCGGUGGAUCCCCCAACGAAGGUUCCAGCUCCUCCGGCAGCUCCUCCGGAUCCUCCGGAUCCCCCGGUGCUGGCGCUUCCUCUCCCAGCGGAGCCACGGGAGCCCACCCCCAGGGAGUGAAGCCCACCCCCGGACCCAGCGGAAUCUUCUCGACCCGCCCCGUGAUCCCCUCCGGCCGUCCUUCCUCCUCCAAGCCCAUCCCCUCCGCCUCCGCCAGCCCCGUCGCCAGCGCUAGCUCCAGCUCCAGCUCUUCUUCUUCCACCAGCACCGGCUCCUCCCCCGAGGGUGUCUCCGCCCAGGGCACCGGCUCCAGCUCCGGCUCGGCCACCAGCCCCUCCGCCCCCGUCUUCACUGGCGGUGCUUCCCGUGCUGCCGUCGGCGCUGGUGCCGGCCUCGCCACUGUCUUCGCUCUCGUCGCCUACCUGUUGUAA